AUGAUGAUGACGAUGAUGAAGAAACCCAUCAUUCUGAUGACCUGUGUCUUGCUUUUCUCGUGUCUCGCUGUCCUGGCAUCUGACAACAGCUUCAGUCCAGAUGAGUGCUGCUUCGACUUCUACUCCAUGAAGCUGCCUAAGAACAAGGUGGUGAGCUACAAAUACACAGACGUGCGGUGUCCCAAGAGUGCUGUGAUUCUCACGAUGAAGAGAGGUGGUGCGUUCUGUGUGGAUCCGUCUCUCGACUGGGUCAAGAACAUCAUCAAGGCCAAAGACGGGGUCCGAACUAAAACCGUGAACAGCUCAGGGCCCAGAGACUCCAACUGAUCCAACGCAUGCUUCAACACCACACUUUAAAGCUCACAGGGCUGAGCAGACGUGGCGACCCACGAUUUCUCUCGAAAGCUUUCGCUGUUUUGAUGCAGAAUAUUUAAACUUUUUCUUUUUAAAUGAUCUGUUCCUUCAUCUGAUUUAAUUCUUUUAAGUGAUGUAUUGUAUAAUUAGAUAUCGAAAUGUUUUCUGAUACACUAUUAAAAAAAAUGAUUAAGCACAUUUUCUCUUCUUCUUCUCUCUUGAUGAUAACAUUGUCGGAGAGUAGAGACACAUCAGAGCUGAUGUGGUUUCUGGCAGUUAAAACCACAGGAAAUUCAGAUCUGCACCACAGAGGCACAGAAAGACUGAUUGAACUCUUUACUCUAUAUCUUUCAUGUGCACUUCCAAUAUUCAAGGCAAUGUUAUUUUUAUACUCUUCUUGCAUAUAAUGUAUGUAUGAUAUUGUUGUUCUAUUUUUACAUCACCUUUUAUUCAUGCUUUUGUUUCUGUCUGUGACAUCUUAA
Chelmon rostratus (copperband butterflyfish) is the source of this 836-nucleotide messenger RNA. Its product is annotated as C-C motif chemokine 4-like. Gene Ontology annotation, cellular component: extracellular region. Gene Ontology annotation, biological process: chemokine-mediated signaling pathway; G protein-coupled receptor signaling pathway; lymphocyte chemotaxis. The coding region runs from base 1 to 327 and encodes 108 amino acids. The record is from RefSeq and is a predicted model, not a curated record. The transcript has 3 exons. Gene Ontology annotation, molecular function: CCR chemokine receptor binding; chemokine activity. NCBI's taxonomy places the organism in Eukaryota, Metazoa, Chordata, Actinopteri, Chaetodontiformes, Chaetodontidae.